CUGGGUCAAGUGGGAGGAAUGAGGAAUGUAGUAUAGAUGAACCUGCCCCUUUUAACGGCUAAAAGGUCACACUGUUAUCUUAGCUUUGGCUCUCCAUCUUCCCCAAAUUCCACUGCUGCGGCUGCCUGUCUGCCGUUUGCCACCAAUAUGAACCAUUGAACCAUUGAUUGACCAUUUCCUUAUAAAACCCUUUCAUUUUGUAAUUGUAUGUUUUUUAAUUACAUCAAUACCUUUGUUGAAAGCUACCCUUUUCAAUGGCGGCUCUAAAUCAUCUUCAAUCACCAUCAUUUCAUCAUUUCACUGCUCAUCAGCAAAAACCCAGAAAUUUUCAUACUCAAAUUUGCAUUAAUUACAGGCAUAUUCAAUGUUCUAGCUCUUCACCCUUCACAGAGAAGAAUUCAGUUGAAAGAUAUCAAAGGGAGAAUUGGGUUUAUCCUGUUAUAUCCCAAUUUUCACUAUCUCAAUCUCAAGACCAUUCUUCUCAAUCAUCAUCUUCGCCGCCGCCACGUUCUGAGAGUAGAAGAGAACAUGACAUUGAUUUGCAGAUUCCUGAACUCAAGAAGCUGCUAGAAGUAUUGAGAGAAAAGAGGGGUCCUAAUGUUGAUGAUAGUAGUGGGGUUGGAAAUGUGUUUUUGGUGGGAACAGGUCCAGGUGAUCCUGAUCUUCUGACUCUGAAAGCCCUGAAAAUCAUUCAAUCUGCUGAUCUUUUACUGUAUGAUCGCCUUGUUUCGAAUGAUGUGUUGGAUUUGGUUGGUGACAAUGCUAGGCUUCUUUAUGUUGGGAAGACUGCUGGGUAUCAUAGUAGGACUCAGGAGGAGAUUCAUCAGCUGCUGUUGAGUUUUGCUGAAGCUGGUGCUAAUGUUGUUAGACUUAAAGGCGGAGAUCCUCUUAUUUUCGGGCGUGGUGGUGAAGAGAUGGAUUUCUUGCAGCAGAAGGGGAUUCAAGUCAAAGUUGUUCCUGGUAUAACUGCUGCUUCAGGUAUAUCAGCAGAGUUGGGAAUACCAUUAACUCACCGAGGCAUCGCUACCAGUGUUAGAUAUCUCACUGGACAUUCUAGAAAUGGGGGAACUGAUCCAUUGUAUGUAGCAGAGAAUGCUGCUGACCCUGAUUGUACCCUAGUGGUAUAUAUGGGUUUGGCAACCCUUCCUGCUCUCGCCCAGAAAUUGGUGCAACAUGGCUUGCCUAGUGAUACUCCUGCCGUUGCAGUGGAAAGAGGGACAACUGCUCAACAGCGGUUGGUAUUUGCAAAGUUGGAGGAUCUUGCUGAUAAAAUCAAAUGUACUGGACUGGUAUCCCCUACACUCAUAAUUAUUGGGAAGGUUGUUACUCUAUCACCAUUGUGGAUGCAAUCCUGUGAAGGACCAACUGAACUUGUGGAGGCACAAUAGAAACCAACGCUUGGCUUUUUGGGAAAAUUUUCUGUGCAUUCUGGAUAUUCAUUCUGGUUUCUGAAUAUCCAGGAAGACCACUGAAGAAGCGACAACAAUUACUGGUUGGUGGUAAAUGCCUACUGAAGCUGGAAGCUGGUGUUUAGUUAGCACCUCCUAUGCUAGCCAAGUAGUAAAUACAGUGGUGUUUGGUAUCCAGAAUUGCCUGUGAUCAAUAAGGCGUCCAUGGCUCUAUGCAAUCAUGCUGACAAAGUAGCUCGGCUUGGAGACUUGAAAGCUUUUGCUUGGGCUGUCCCCGCUAGCUAAACUUUUGAAUCAAUGUUUUAGUGAAAUGGAGGCAUUUAGAAUGUUCAAGUGUAUUAAAUAUAAAGUGAGACAUGUCACAUGUUUCUAUCAAUACAUUUCUUGAAGACAUUAAAGCUAAGGUGACUACAAUAUUGUAGAAUUUUUGAAGAAA
Messenger RNA from Chenopodium quinoa (quinoa), 1845 nucleotides. Its product is annotated as siroheme synthase-like. The record is from RefSeq and is a predicted model, not a curated record. Gene Ontology annotation, biological process: siroheme biosynthetic process. NCBI's taxonomy places the organism in Eukaryota, Viridiplantae, Streptophyta, Magnoliopsida, Caryophyllales, Amaranthaceae. The transcript has 4 exons. The coding region runs from base 255 to 1388 and encodes 377 amino acids. Gene Ontology annotation, molecular function: uroporphyrin-III C-methyltransferase activity.